UACCUGCAGACAGAUGAAGAGGACGCUGAUUUAUUAGGAGUCAGAAACAGACAGGUGUUCUUUAAUGAUUUCUCUCUUCCUCUCCCUCCUCCCCUCACAUACUCCUCCGACGGCAGUGGCCUUGGGCAACGCCUGACUUUUAUUUUUCCUCCUCCUCUUCCUCCCUCACCUUUUCUUCACCCGCUUCUCCUCCCUCUGUCUCUUUAUUCCCUCGCUCUCUUCCCUAAUUUUUUUUUUUUUUUUUUACACACACUCUCUCCGUCUCCCUCCCUUUUCCUCUCUCUUGGCCACAUUCAUCUUCUGAUUGUUAUGAUUGCUGUGCGUUCCUCUGUCAUGGCCUGCAGGAAGAGUGAGUUAGUACUUGUCAGCGAGCACAGGUAUGCACUGUGGAUACCGGCUGGCUCGUUCGCCGGCUGCUGGAGCGAGGAGGGAGAUGCUUGCAUGCACGGGCCGCGGAACGAAAGCUCCAGAUCAGCCACAAGGUAACCAUGCAGGGAAGAGCACGCCGCAACAUUGACCCUGAUGAAGUAAAAUGCACCAAAAUAUACUUAAAUAAACAUCAUCUAUUUGUUUAUGAGACAGUAAGUAUGAUGCAGAUAUACUAUAGAGCUGGGUCACUGGUGGGUUAGUAUUGUGAUAUUAGCAGGAGUAUGCUUUCUAUUACAACUAUGUAUAACAUAUACAAAGUUGUGUACAGUAAUAGUCAAACUGAUGUUUAACUCAAGUGAUUGUUAGAUUUUAUGCGUUUAGAAAAAUUAUUUAAACAUCACUAACCCUGUUCUUCAGUCAUCACAAACUCAUUUUGCGCAGCGAAACACUGUCCAAGCCCCCGGGACUUUAUUUAAAGGUUUAGGGGAGAUUUUCAGAGUUUACAAAGAGACCUAAUAUGUCUGGUUGAAUUUGGGGGAAAGGUGUAUAAACUGCUAUUAAAGACAUCUAGAAUAUUAUUAAGUAAUAUAUGAUAUAUGUGAUACUGUCAGAGGGUUUGAAUCAAGAAAGAACUUUCUGACAUUAAAUUUGCAUUAACGCAUAUAUUUUGUGUUAAACAAAGCAGGACAUUAAAAUAAACAAUACUGACAUAUUAUCACAGUACACAGUUGACAAAGGUCAAAUUAAACAUUCACCUUGAGCUUGAGCUGCAGGUUGAAAUGAAGCAUACAAGCAACUGAGUUUACUGAGUUUACAGGCCAGGAAACCAAAUAUGGUGCGCCGAAUGGUGUGUUUCACAAAAUGGUUCGUUCUACAGAACUAUUUGAAAAAUGGCAGCCGCGUUCCAACAAACACAUUUCAAGUGAUAGGACGAUCCAUCUGUCCAUCAGCGUCUGCCGUGGGCUUCCUUCAACCAAUCAGAUCAACAGAAGUAGAGCGCCUGGUGGUGAUUGAGCCAGUUGGUGAAUCAGAAACAACCCGUCAGUGCUGUUCUUUGCUCUUCUUCUAACGAAAUAUACUUUCCAGCUGGUAUAACUGAUGCUAUGGCAGCAUUCAUCCUAGCAUCUUGAGAAGCCGCCAUUACUGUUUCACUUCUCUCGCUGAUACAAACAACCUAAAUAAACAAACUCUUUGUCUUCAUGACUGGUUAAACUGAAUAAACAAAUAGACUUUGAAGGACAGCACGAUUUCAUACUGUUUUUCUUUGUUUAUAUGUGGCAGACCCUGCCACAUUUCUAGCCUCAAACAGUCUAGCUUUAUUUCCACUGAGAGCAGAUUGUUUAUUCAGUUAUGGAAAAGCUAUGACAUGAUGUUGUACAUAUUAAAAGCCUGAGUUUGACUUUUUUUGAGAUUCCAAAACUACACAGUGCCCCUUUAAAAUGUUUAUUUUUCUCUGAUACAAAAAGUGAAAUCACAAACAGCUCUCAGCCCUUCAGUGACCUGUUUUUCCCCCGAACAAAAAUGGGGACAAUUAGACGUCCACCACUGCUGAGUAAACUAGUGUCCCGAGGUAACCUGCCCCCCACCACCCCGCCACCACCACCCACCGCCAUUCUUUUCAUGUUUGAUUAGAGAACAUAGUUGAUACAGCAGCAAGCGGGGAGCACUGAAAGAGAAGAGAGAGUUCAAGCAUGCCGCAGCAGCUUCUCUCUGUCACCAACUCCACAGUUUGACGUUCAGUGAAAGCUGCGUGCGGGUGCACGCGGGCGCACACACACGCACACACACACACAGUCACUUCUAGAGUUAGAUCUGCACACACACAUGCACAAACGUAAAUGUGCACUUUUGCAUGUGAGGAAUUGUGCUUUUUUGCAGAUUUGACUGUGGAGAUGCACACCUCUCACUGUACACAAACACACACAAGCAUGUAUUGUGUGUAUGUGGGGUUUUUUGCUGAUAAAGAAGAGCCCACCACCAUCACAGUGACACACGUGCACAUUUUUACACAUUCCCACCGAGAGGCAACAUACUUCUCUCCAAGUCUGUCUGCUCCCUCUUCUUUCUGUCUCAAAGCAGGUGCUGAAAUGAGACACUAAAUAACUAUUAGAGUUAGAGGAAGGGCAUGAAAGGGGGAGGAGAAAAAGGGAAAAAUGAGAGAGCUCUUCCCCAACAGUAGCAGAGAGAGAGAGGGAGAGGGAGGGAGGGGAAAGGAGAGAGAGGGAAGGGAGAGCAGAGGAGCUUAGAGAGGGGAUCUGCAUUGUAAGUAGCUCUGAGAGCAGCAAGUGGUGGCUGUUUUUCCAACCUGUUUUUGUUUUCCUGAGGGGGCUGCGAACAAGAGGAAGAAGAGGAGGAAGAGGAGUCAGGCAGAAGAGCACAGCUUCGACAAAGUCUGAGCCGCGUUCAAAGAAAACAGAGAAGAAGAAGCCAAGGGAGGAGAAGGGAGGAAAGAAGCCGGGAGGAACACAAGGCAGCAAUGGAUAGCAGAGUGGCUCAGCCUGACCCUGGGAUGGCCUGGAUUCACACACUGCCGCUGGCCACCGUCCAGCACACACACUAGGCUGCUAACACCAAUGAGCUCCCAUGUGUUCGUUCAGCCAUGCUCCCUGGGUAUGGAUUCUCACCUUUUCCUGAUUUCCAACCGCACCUUCACGCCUUUCGCUGCCGAGGAGAGAGUCCCAGCAUGUGGAUCCCUGGCUCCGGAGAGUCCCAGGCUCUGAGCGAGGCCCAGGAGGACAGGCCUCUCCUCCACCCGUGCCACCACAAGCACAUCGCCGUGUGCCAGCAGGAAACGUUGGCUUUCAUUGAGCUGCAACCACCAGUGACUCCUAAAAUAAAUGGUCUCGGCUCUCCGAGGCCGGACGCACAAUGCACGACACACUCCGUGACCCUGAACGGUUUCAGACACGCGCUCAGUGAGCUGGACGGCGUGCAGAACGGCUGCCACAGGACGGAUAGUGAGCGUGACUCUACGUUUAAUUUGAAUUCACACACGUCUGCCGGCGACGGCGAGCUCGAAUCCCAUAAUGGCAUCAGGACUUCUUUGCAGGAGCAGACUGAAAAGCCUCGCGCUGUCACAACAGUGUGUCGACCCCUCCACGCAGCUCUUAGCCUCCCUCUGUCGCUCCCUCUGUCCUCCCUGUACACAAACAGAGACUCCUGGGAAUCACAGUUACCUUGCUCCCCAUCCUCACCUGAAGGUCCUGGGUUUCAGAGCCCGGACUCGUGCCAGCCUCAGAGGAGGACGUCACAGGGUUCAGUGAAAGAGAAGUCCAUACGGCGAAAGAUGCAGGUUUACUCCCCUGAAAGCCUGAGCGACGACUCUCUCAAUAGCCCCAUCCUGGACGCAGACUACAUCUUCCCAGGACCUUUCGCAUCUUUCCUGGAAGAGGACCUGAGUGGAUUAUCUUCCCUGGAGGCCGUUUCAACUUCUUCAUCCACAGACGGUGUUACAGACCUCCCGAACCUCAGUCAUGACGAUCUAUUUGAUCUACCCGGAGAGCCUCUGCACAUUAUAGAGGACUCGGUACCAGGGCUGGGGGAGGACGGCGGGAGUGUGGAGACGUCAAGUGCCACAGGGGGGAGCUUUUUGUCGCGCAGCCGCCAAGGGGACCAAGAGCGGCGGCGCUUCUCAGCCUCGGAACUCAUAUCCAGACUGCAGCUGUCGCAGAGGAAGAACUCCUUCACCUUGAAGCUGGGGAAGUCGCUGUCUGCACGGGUGGCCUCCCGGGACAGACAGAGCUCCUACAGCCUCAGCCCCAACUCAGACUAUAAGGCCAACUCUAAGCACCGCAGCUCAGGAGGGUCAAGUGAUAGCGCUCCCCACAGCCCUGUAGGACCUGCACCUGCUCUGCCCAGCAGUGACAACGGCAUGCCGUUGCACCGGUGGGGCACAAAACUCGGAAUGCGAAAGAAGUCCAUAGAGGAGGACAUUCUUCCAUCUGUCGCCAGCUCAAAUCGCUUGUCACGGUUUUUGCCAAGCUCAAUUCUCUACCAGGAAUACAGUGAUGUCGCCAUCAACAGAGAGAUCCAGAGGCAGCAGGGGAAGGAGCCGGGCACAGAGGAGGACGGGCUCAGGGACGAGGGCUCAGACGGGACCCCGUCGCCCUCUAAUCUCUCUCCAUCCAGCUCCUUUCGCUCAUCGCGAGGCUCUGCCUUCGCACUGUGGCAGGACAUCCCUGAUGUUCGAACCAGUGGCCAGCUCGACAACUUCAGCAACGAGGAACGAAAAUUACAGGAGGCAAAGUUUGAGCUGGUGACAUCAGAGGCGUCGUACAUCCGUAGCCUGACCAUCGCAGUGGACCACUUCAUGCUGUCUCAGGAGCUCGCAGAGUGUCUCGGAGCUCAGGACAAGCAGUGGCUCUUCUCCAAGCUGCCUGAAGUCAAAGAUGUCAGUGAGAGGUUUCUUCAGGACCUGGAGCACCGGCUGGAGGAGGACAUUCUGCGCUUUGAUGUGUGCGACAUCGUCCUGGACCACUGCCCGGCUCUCAGACGGGUUUAUUUACCUUAUGUGACAAACCAGGCUUACCAGGAGCAGACGUACCAGCGUUUGCUGCACGAGAACCCUCGUUUCCCCGGCAUCCUGGCUCGUCUGGAGGAGGAUCCCGUCUGCCAAAGACUUCCUCUGACCUCUUUUCUAAUCCUCCCGUUUCAGAGGAUCACGCGGCUUAAGAUGCUCGUGGAGAAUAUCUUAAAGAGGACGACUCCAGGCUCCCGAGAUGAGGACACCGCCACGAAAGCUUUCAAUGAGCUAAAAAAGAUCAUCAAAGAAUGUAACUCCAGCGUGCAGUCCAUGAAGAGGAUGGAGGAACUUAUUCACCUCAACAAGAAGAUCCAUUUCGAGGGAAAGAUCUUCCCUCUGAUCUCUCAGUCGCGCUGGCUGGUGAAGCACGGCGAGCUCCUGGAGGUGGACACUCUGACGAUGAGUAUUUCCGGGUCGAAGCUGAAGUUACCCACCAAGCCUGUGUACCUCCACCUGUUCAACGACUGUCUGCUGCUGUCCAGGAGGAAGGAUACGUGGAAGUUCAUGGUGUUCGUACACGCCAAGAUAGGAGAGCUGAAAGUGAAGGAUCUCAGUCAGAAGCUGCAGGGCAUCUCAGGCUUCAUCUUCCACCUGCAGCUGUGUGAAGGCCAGCAGCUCAAACACCAGAUCCUGCUCAAAUCACACACCGAGAGCGGGAAGCAGAGAUGGAUCACAGCGAUGUUUCCGUCUGAUCCACUCGAAGACAUCGAGCAAGCCAGCGAGAACAUUGAUAUUUCCCAGGUUCAGUGCAUCAAAAGCUAUCAGGCCCAAGAGCACGACGAGUUAACGCUGGAAAAGGCCGACAUUCUUCAUGCUAAGACCAUCACAAGUGAUGGCUGGGUGGAGGGCAUCAGGCUGUCUGACGGGGAACGGGGCUGGUUCCCCAAAACCUACGUGGAGGAAAUCACGAGUCGCAGCGCGCGCCUCCGCAACCUCAGAGAAAACAUCCGCAUCAAAUGUGUCACGCAGAAACUGGAGGGGGAAGACUGACCAUCUCUACCGCAGCUUGUCGUGUGUCGAAGGUUCAUCACGCUUGUUAAUUUUUUAAGCUUCUGGAUAAAUGUUUUAAUUUUGGAACGGAUGUGGGGCCUACAUUUUUGUAUGCAGGGGCCAAAACGAGUCACGCUGGACUGCUCUUCACGUGGAGGCUAAAAGUGCGCGCCGGUCAUUUCCAUUAAUAUGCGAGCUGAAAGUGCAAAGCUUUAAUUGCUCCUUUAUUUUUUUGUAGUUUCAAAGGCUUUUAUACAAUAACAGCCACGAAUUCACAUCAGGACAUUUUGAGCAGUUUUCGUAGGAAGAACCACUUCAUGCAUGCUUUCUGUGAGCGCAUUUAAAGCGUCUCUGUGGUACAUGCACUGUACAAGGGAUGCACAUUUACCAGCACAGGUGGUACAUUGUAAACGUGCUCAAAGGUGUAUGUGCACAAUUCUCAGUUCAGAGUCGGUGGAGAAAAGUAGAACGAGGUUAACUCAAAUAGUGUUACUGCAUUUUUUUUCUUCCGUCAUGUUUGGCCAGAUUCCCGCUCUUGUGCGUUCAGCUGAGCUCUGUGUCGCUACAGCAGAAAAACAGCUGGAGGCAGAUCCUGCUGCUGCUGAGCUGCACCCGGACGCACCAGGCCGUUUAUUUUUUCCUCUGUUCACACUGAGACCUGUUUUAACACAAAUUCACAUUAGCUGUGUGAGGAUAUUAUAGCCUGAUGUGUAUUUCUCUGCGUUAAAGUCCAUACGAUACCUGACACACUGCGGCUCGUCAGUGUGCAGCAGUUCAGAUCUCCAUUCUCGUUUCAAAAGAUGUGGAUUGCUCAAACGUCACUUUAUUUUAGAACGCCCCCUCCUGUAUAAUCUAUAAAUACUCAUUAACAGUUUUGACUGCGUGAACUCUGAUGGUUGGCCGGACGAGACAACCACAGAAUGAUGGUUUCAUUUCCUUUUUUCUUCAGACGAUUUUCACAAUUCUGCUGCAGCUGUAAUAAAUGAAGGACAGACUAUCCCCUUAACAAAGCUAGAUUACACACACAUACCCUUUUCUCUGACUAUCUUCUAUAUUUUUAUUUCUUUCAACAACGUUUAUGAACAGACCAAAACAUACCAUAAAUUGAUCCUGCUGACAAGUAAUCCAAAGUCACAUAUAGCUCAUAGAUACCACAUGAUAUAGCUUCCAUAAAGUUCCAUUAGCAGUUUUUUGUAUGCGUUUUUUAAUACACAUGUGGAAGUAAAGCAUUAAUGGUUCAUGGUAAUGCCGGGAUUUUGAAAAAACGUCCUCACUUUUGCAGAAAAAAAAGUUAAUCUGCAUGCUUAAGAAAAAAAAAUGGUUCAUGAUCUUAAUGGUAGAUGGAAACACCACCUUUAACUCAGGACAGAUCAGCUGUUUCUGGAGAAGAAGAAGAAGCAGCUGUGUCUGCUGUUGCCAUCCUCCUGGAUGUAAAGAUUCCCAUUCUUCUUCUUCUUCUUCUUCCUCUUCUUUGAGGUUUAUUGGUGGUUCUUCUUCUGUGUUCCAGCAAUGCGUAACGUAGACUCUACCACUAUUUGCUUAGCCUAAUUUAGUGAAGCCAAACCAGCAGAUAGGAACCUGACUCAGUUGCAACUUCUUCUGUCUCUUUGGCAUUUCAGUUAAAUGAAAAUGUUUUCCAAAAGCUUUUAGAAAACACAUCAUUCAGCCCCACUGACUGGUGACAUGUUGCUAUUCACAGACACACUGCAGUAUUUUAAGUCAAUCACAUAAAAAUCGUUUUGCUAUUGUAAAUACUGACUACAGCAACAGAUGUGUAUUAAUCCGCAUCUGAAAAUAGUCCCCAACAAAUGCACUAUUUAUUCCUGUUAAGUAGCGUUUGCUAGAAAACUACAGUGCCCGGCUUUUUAAAGGAACCAUUUAGCCUUAUUCAAAAAGAUUUGAAUAAAUCAGAUUGGAACGCUAACGCUAAAAAAUUUACAUUUUCAAUAAGAACAGGUUGGGCUUGGGAUUGAGUACUACAAGAAAGAGUGGGAAGGUUGGACAUGUUAGUUUUGGUCUUUUUAUUACUUUUGUUGAUAGUCAGAAUAAAUAUUUGCUAAACACCGGCCCUGUCCUUUAAAACAAGUGGGGAAAUGAACAUAUACCAAGUUCACCUUGAUGCAUUUACAUGGUAAAUGCAGGUUUAUCUUCACAUGUGCUCAUAAGAAAAAAAAAAUCUUUAGCUAGCCCUAGUGGAAUAAAAGCUAGUUAUUACUGUAUUACACUAAUCAUAUAAGAUGAAUUAAAACUGUCACACAGGAAGCACUGAAUGACACUCAGGCCUUAAUCAUCCACAUCGUUCCCCUGAUUAAGUGUAAACAUCCCCAAAUGACCGACGGCGCAGUGUGACUGAGCUGAGGCCUUUUGUUAAUGAACCACUAUAAUCAACAUUCAAAUGUAAACUCUUCUGGUGGCACAUGACAUGUUUAUAACCCUCUUUCCCCCCUAUAUCUGCGUUAUUAGUUGUAAUUUAAGUGGUUGCUGUUGCAGCGUGUGUAUUUAUACUCCUCUAGCUGGUCGUUCUCUAAGGAGAUUCUGAUGUAAAUGGACUUUACUGUAGAUGGCUUCAUGUAUAAAGAGUAGAAAAUGGUUCAUUUACUUUUAUUGAGUGUAAUUUAUAUGAACAAAUAUUAUACCACAUUCCGUGACUCAGAGCUUUCCAGUUUGAUUCAUUUCUAAUACCACGUUAAAUUGAAAUACUGUAACACACUGGAUGUUUACUGGAUCUGUGCUCACUACUGUAAAUGUUUAACCAUUGAAAUAAAUACAGAUACUUCCAGUUUA
Messenger RNA from Acanthopagrus latus (yellowfin seabream), 8665 nucleotides. RefSeq names its product Rho guanine nucleotide exchange factor (GEF) 19 (gene arhgef19). Gene Ontology annotation, molecular function: guanyl-nucleotide exchange factor activity; protein binding. The record is from RefSeq and is a predicted model, not a curated record. Gene Ontology annotation, biological process: activation of GTPase activity; regulation of actin cytoskeleton organization. The coding region runs from base 2969 to 5881 and encodes 970 amino acids. NCBI's taxonomy places the organism in Eukaryota, Metazoa, Chordata, Actinopteri, Spariformes, Sparidae. The transcript has 16 exons.